GCAGCAGUAUCAUUUCAAACAGUUGGUUCGGUGUGAAAAGCAACAGGCAUGUUGUGCGGUUACUUCGUGUCUUUUUUUACUUUAAGUGGGCAAGCUCUGGUUUUGUCUUUAAGUUUGUAGAUGUUACGCAUUUCUUGUGCAUAAAUUAAACAUAGAAUCUUACUGAAUGUGUCGCUAAAGAUCCUUUUGUUUCGGAUGUCAGUGGCACGACUCAAUGGACUCGCACAUUAUCACACCAGGUCCUUACCGAGCCACUAAACUGUGGAAUGAAGUGACUAAGCUUUUCCGGGCGGGGAUGCCUGUGAAGAAGCAUCGACAGCACCUGAAGGCUUAUCCGAGCUGCUUCACUGCCACCUCAGCUGUAGACUGGUUACACGACCUCCUCAGACACAACUGUAACUUUGGACCCGAGGUCACCAGGCAGCAGACUGUCCAGCUUUUAAAGAAGUUCUUAAAAAAUCACGUCAUUGAGGAUGUAAAAGGACGAUGGGGUAUGGAGGACUUGGAGGACAACAGUCAGCUCUACAGGUUUCCACCAACAUCUCCACUGAAGCCGAUCCCUGCUGGUUCUCAAGGCACAAGGAAAAAGAGUUUGUCUUUGAAAGACAGAGAGAGCUUCUUCAAAUUGAGAGGUGCCAGGAGAUUUGACAAAGAAAUCCAAGAAAAUGUAGCUCCAACUGUAGAAGAUACUUCCAACGGCUCACCCACAGAAGAGGAUGUGCACUAUAGAGAAAUCACAGAGGAAGAAAUUCUGGAUAUUUGGAAGAAUGUAACAUUAACACAUUUACAGAAGUUGCUGGGUUUGCCAUCUCUUGAAGAUGUUUUGAAUCCAGCAGAAGUCAAUUCUCACUUCAUUGUGUAUAACAUGACCAAAGUGAACAAGCAUGGAGUUGUUACCUUGGAAGAUAAGACGGAUGAUCUGCCCCACUGGGUUUUGUCAGCCAUGAAAUGUCUCGCAAAUUGGCCAAAGUUUGACCAGCCAUCUUACACAGGCUUUGAGAGGGAUGUCUUCAAAUCAGUGUCUGACUAUUUUCACAGUCUUCCUCAACCAAUGCUGACCUUUCAAUACUAUGAAUUGUUUGUUAAUGUUCUGGUUUUGUGCGGUUAUGCCACUGCUCCCAGUACUCAGCGUGGAAAGCGUAAAAACCUGGAGGAGCUGAGCUGCCCACAGCCGGCUAAAGCCCCUCAUCUGAACUCUGCCAAUGCAUUUAGAUCCACUGAGUGCCUCUUGUUGAGUUUGAUAAGAAAGGAGUCAUUUGAGGAGACUGAGUCCCCCAUGAAAGAGGUGUUUGCCACUAAAAUUAAGACCCAGUUUGCAAGCUCAAGGGCACGCUCCAAUGGACGUCUACUUAACAGGUUUCCACACAGGAGCAGCUCUUUGGAAAGAAUCCUGGAUGAAUCUGCAGAUUCUUGCCCAAAAUGGGAGCUCUUCAGGUCUGCUGAAAGUCUAGCAUCCUUCAGGACUAACAGCACUGACAAUUCUUCUCCUCAAGGAAGUUCUCCAGCAGAUAUGGAGCCUAAACCUGAUGUUUCUUCCUCCAUGUCCUGUAACACCUCCCCAAGCGAGACUUGUCCCAGUAUAGAGACUUCUCAAAGCAACAGCAGCUCAAGCUCCUAUCUCUCAGAAUAUCAACCCACCUGUCAGAGAACUGCCAGGCCUCGGCCCAGAAGCAUCGGGAAUUGUCUUGAUAUAUUGGAACACAGAGAAAUGUCAGCAAGUUGUUUUAGCAUCAAUGCCCCAAUAGCAGAAAUUACUAUGAGACCAGACUUGUCCUCCUCUACUGUUAAUCUUAGAGGUCCUGGGUUGGUCCGUUUGCAUGGAAGUUGCUUGGAUGUCAGCACAGGGCCAAGUAAUAGCAGACGUUGUCACAGCACUCUGGAUCUGUGCAAGCCUGUUGUGCAGUCUCGUCCCUCAAUGUCUUCUGUUGCACGUCGCCUGAGUCCUGAGCAAAGCUUGCUGCAGCCUGCAUUGGAGCGUCUUGCCAUCGAGGCACUGCAACUCUGCACCCUUCUCCUUCCUCCGGGUUCUCGCCGCAAACUACAACUGCUCCUGCGCAUGAUCUCGCGCAUGAGCCAGAAUGUGGACAUGCCUCGGUUGCAUGACACCAUCGGCACACGCACACUGAUGGUGCAAACAUUCUCUCGCUGUGUAUUGAGCUGUGAGGAGGAAGUAGAUCUGGAUGAGCUCUUGGCCACCAGACUUCUGUCCUUUUUAAUGGACCACCAUCAAGAGGUACUCCAGGUACCCAUGUACCUGCGUAUUGCUGUUGAACACCAUAUCGCCUACCUCAGAUCACAGACGAGACACCCUCUUCAAACCUACUCAUUCUGCAAACAGAUCAGCACUCAGGAGUUUGAGGAGCAGAAGCUGUCUUUGUCUCAAGCAGCUGUUGCAGAACUGCUGGAGAGCAUUAUCAAGGACAAAUGCAUGUCAGUCAAGGAGAAGAAGAAGAAACUCAGACUGUUUCAGAAGGAAUAUCCGGACAUCUACUCUCGCCGCUUCCCCACCACCGAGAGCGAGGCACAGCUUUUUGCAGAUAAACCAAAGAUCAAACCACCAAUGUUGAUUGGUAUAAGGAAGGCUAAAACAUUUAGCAUUAGAAAUUGAAUACCUCUUAAAAUAUGUGUUAUAGUGACGCGUACCUGAGCGUCGUCAUGUUAUGUCAUGGAUGCUUUAGGAGUAUGGGACUUGUGCGUCAUCCUUUACAGUGACUGGUUAUUGCUAUUGAAGUUUCAUGUAAGCUCUCACUGAUGUGGGUCAAACAAAUUGCUGACAAAUUACAUGUUUGUGUUAACUUGCCUAGUGAGAGCAGGGAGAAUAAGUGGUCCACAUGACUGGGAUUACCAUUAAGUUAUACUAUUGCCUGGGAUUGAAGUGUUUUUCAUGACAUUUAAAGGACAACAGUUGUUUUUUUAUUAGCUUUUUUUUCUCACUUUAUAUAUUUAUUUAUUUUAUGUUCAUAGUUGCCUUGCAUUCGUGGGAGAUAUCAAACCUAUAAAAUAAAGGGCAUUUCAGGGUUGGCUUUAGUGUCUGUUUAAGGGCUCUCUAUUCAUAGUUUGGGUACUUUUAACUUUGGUACCUUUGGGAAACUAAGCCUAUCUAACUGGAACAAUAGGUAAGUAGAAUUUUACAUGAAAUGUUUACAAAAGGAUUAACAGCGGUUCGUUUAAGCAAGGAGGUGUAUAAACCAAAUGAAGGUAUGUGCUGUUUUAGAACAUUAUUUUUGUUGGUGUAUUUUAUUUAAACUUUAUCAGCAUUCCUGCUCUCCUUGUGUAACCAUUAUAUCCCCCAAAUUUUAACUGAUAUGUUCUUACUAGUUUUUGAUUAAUUUGUUGUGAGCUCAUUUCUGUGUUUUUACCAUUCAAUGUAAAUUCAUGCUGAAUUGGCACUGUAAUUCCAGCAUAGUAACUUGAAAACAAAAUUCACAUUCAUGUGCUAGAUUCCAUAUUUUCCAUGAUUUUUUUUUUUUUUCUGAAAGUUUAUACUAAGUCUGUGCUUUAUUAUGGGAUACAUUUUUAAGUUUGCUAGGCAAGUGAAGCUUUAGUUUCAAUCCACUGUGCAAUGGAAAUGAUUUUUGCACUAUUGUCAUCGGAUGUCCAUUUAAAGGUCAUCAACAGUUUAUCUAACCAUUUAGAGAUUUUAACCUGACAGUCUAGUAUUUUUAAUAACAUUUUCAUAUUUGCUUGAGUAUGUUUGUUUGGAUUUAAUUAAAAAAAUUAAUUCCUUUACCCUUUUACUGAAGUCUUCUCUGGGCCAGGCUUUCCAAAAAUUAUUUGAUAUGAUUGCUCCUGAAGUCAGUGUUGAAGUAUGAUCAUGAGCAGUAUUCAUGGUGUGAUGCUUUUGUUUAACACAGAGUUUGAGUGUUCUUAACCAUGCCAGGCUUUUGUGAUGUACACUUUCUAUAGAUUUUAUGCUAUGCAAUAAAAGAAAAUAA
Molecule: messenger RNA, 3935 nt
Organism: Ictalurus punctatus (channel catfish)
Lineage: Eukaryota; Metazoa; Chordata; Actinopteri; Siluriformes; Ictaluridae
Gene: depdc1
Product: DEP domain containing 1a
Exons: 12
Coding region: 215-2608 (797 amino acids)
Biological process (GO): intracellular signal transduction
Source: RefSeq, a predicted model, not a curated record